CAAAAAUCAAUGGCAGCAAAAAUUUAGAUCAAAAAGCACUCAAAUUUUAAUCCAACAUACAUGUCAUUUCUGUUUCCCAUGGCCUUAAGUUCCACAGAUACUAUGAAUUUAAUUGGUGUAUUCAUAUGAGAGUCUUUGGCUUUUCCUGUGCUCAUUAAUUUAAAUUAUUUACUUAUCAUCUUUUCUCCAAAACUGAUUCCCAUUCAUCAAUUUCACAUAAUAUCCUGUGUCAUACAUACAUAAAAUCACGCCUCUUUCCCGGAGGGGUAGGCAGAGACUGCCUGUGUGAUGAUUACGAAUUUGAAGAUUUUUGGGUGAAUGAUGUUUACUUAUUCAUUUCGUUUCAUUUUCUAUUGUUUCACGGUAACUUUAUGCUAGGCGAACCUACUCAUAGUUAAUUUAUCGGUGAUCUAAAUUUUGGAACAGAAAAAUGGACAUCAGUUCAAAGCCACAGUUUAUACCACAAAUACAAGAUGAAAACGUUGAUAUCAAAACAGCACUUAUAAUAUUUUCACAAAUCGUAUCCGAAAAUGUUGGAACUAAGAAAUUAUCGAUAUAUUACUUUAAGCAAGAUGACGAAUGCAUCUUCGAUGAAGUUAAAGAGUUACUCAAGAAGCUAUCAAUAGAAUUGAGUAUCACAUUCGUGGGCCUAGAAGAUUUUUUCAAUGUUUCUUUAAUGUUUGAUCGGCCUCACAUUAUUUAUUUGGAUAACAUUCUUGAGGAUCCUGUUAACAGAGAUGCUGUGGUAAGCACAAUCCCACCAUCCUCUUUCAUUAUAAGUCGGGGAAUAAAAGUGGAAGGAUUCACUGAUGACUACUAUGUCCCUAUGUAUGUAGCCGGUAAAGGAAAAGAUAGACUCGAAAUGUCACAAUGGAAGAUCGUAGACAUAUGGAAACAAAUAUCUUUAAGAACGCAUGUAUCUUUGGUUCUAGUCAAAUCGGUGGCUGAUUUAGAUGAAGUGCGCAAAGCUUUGAAAAAUGCAACGAAGUUCAAGAAAGUUAUACUAAUAGCAAAGUAUCCGGAUGUGUUCGGAUUGAAAGAGAUGGUUCAAGAGGUAGAAAGAGAAGAGAUUAAUUUGUUCGUGGUGUUUACUGAUACUGAAGUAACCGAAGCGGAAGUUAAACAGAGGCUUAAGUUCAAUAUUCCGUUUAGCGUUUUGCAUGAUGGAAUUUGGGGUGGGGAAUACUACGUGCCUGUGAAGAACGCUUGAAUAUAAAAUAUACCUACGUAAUAAUACUUUUUUAGAAAAACAUUUGUUAAAUAUCUUUGUGUCCAAAUAAAAGAGGAUGAGGAGAAUAUUA
Messenger RNA from Amyelois transitella, 1301 nucleotides. RefSeq lists its product as uncharacterized. Lineage: Eukaryota; Metazoa; Arthropoda; Insecta; Lepidoptera; Pyralidae. The transcript is spliced from 5 exons. Bases 431 to 1210 code for a protein of 259 amino acids. The record is from RefSeq and is a predicted model, not a curated record.